UAUUGGGGCAAAAACUUGCAUACUGGUUGACAACUGCUCCGUUCAACUAGUUGGACCAACUGAAUCUUUAUUAGGGGCAGUUUCGUUCACUAUUGUGUCACUCUUCUGGGAAAAACUAAAAUCGUUGAAGAACGUCGACGCGCAAAGGAGAGUACUAACCGAUUGAUGUCCGUAGAUAGCCAUAAAAGCCUGUUAUACUUUAGGCGACUUGAAUAAAGAAAUGACACCAAUAUUCUCAAUAGCACACUCGAUAAGAAUGAAAAUAAGGGCUAAUAAUUAUAAGCACUUUAGUCAUUGACUGUCCAUCGAUAAUUUUAAAUUUAAACUGAAAACAAAGUAUAAUCGCCAAAACCUUCAAACUCUGUUUUAUUAUGCAUUCAAACUUCAUUUUAAUUGCUCUAACGAAUGUAAUUACGGCUAUUAUGCAGCCAAAUAGUAAACGCAAGCACAACUGAUUAAAUAUUUUAGAUUUCGUGGUUGGAAAACUUUGGAAAUUCGAAAUUUUAAUAUUACCUUGAAACAUGACCCACUCUUGUUCCGUGGCGACGACGGAGCACAUUGUAGGUAUUUACACUGACGUGUAUUGACGUACGUCGAAACUUCAACGUCUGACGGUAACCCUCUUUGGGAAUGCUGUUUUAGUACGUAGAAAAGUACCUAUUUCUAUUUAUUCUCGCGAGGCAAUAACACCAAAACCAUUUUUGAAGGCGUCAGAAAAUAAAUGUUUAUAAAAUCUCGAAAUACGGAGAGAAAGUUAUAUGACGUAACUUCUAUUCCGAUCGAACCAAAAAUGAAUAUCCUUUAUACCUUUUUUUCCAUUAUACACCUGAGAACUAUAUUGGGAAUAGAUAUGAUAACAAUUGAUUUCAUAAAACAAUUCGUUGAAAACGAACAAGCGCCGACAUUUUUGAUAUUAUGUAACAUUUGCUGGAGACCUGAUCUACAGGUGACGCUGAUGAAGAACCUCACUCGUUCUGGCUGCAGCUCGGCCUCGUUAGACACCAAGUCCAAGUACCACGACCACUACACGAUGUUCCUACUCGACGCACAUUGUCCUGGCUUCGAUGACGUCAUUGCAUCUGCAAUUUCUCGAAAACUCUUCGCUACUCCAUACCGCUGGCUGAUUCUCGACGACCGCCAACACGAGCUGCACCCGGACUGGCCCAUGUAUUCCGACAGCGACGUUGUGGUCGCACAGAGAACGGAGGAUGGAUACAAGAUGACUGAGAUUCACAAGCCUUCGAAUUCAUCUUCAAUGGUUUACUAUCCGAGAGGCUACUACAAUGCUACCACAGCGACACUAGCCGACACCAGGCCAUCUAGGACCCUGUUCAGGAGACGAAGAGACGUAAUGGGAGCUCCUAUCACUAUGUCCAAUGUCAUACAGGACAGCAACUCCACGCAAUAUCAUCUGCCGAGGGAGGAUCGUCUGGAGCUCCAAUAUGACGUAGUGGCUAAAGUAUGCUGGGUGAACGUGAAGAUAGCUUUUGAGAUGCUGAACGCCACUCCACGGUACAUAUUCAGCCACCGCUGGGGGUACAAGCAGCGCGGGGAGUGGGACGGCAUGAUCAAUGAUCUCCAUACUGGUAACGCUGAGUUAGGUACAAAUUGUCUAGUAUCGGACCCACAACGCCUCUCAGUGAUCACAUACACGGACACUCUAUCAUCAUUCCGAGUCCGCUUCAUAUUCCGACAGCCUCCUCUUUCUUACGUGUCCAACAUCUUCUCCCUCCCCUUCUCGUCCAGCGUCUGGGUGGCGGUGGCCGUGUGCGCGGCCAUAGCGACCGCAGCCUUCUAUGUGACUAGUAAAUGGGAGGCGAAAGGGGGAACAAGUCCGACUCAACUGGAUGGCAGUAUGGGCGACGCGUUACUACUGACCAUGAGUGCCGUGAGCCAGCAAGGAUGUGUGUUGGAGCCUAGGAGGGUGUCAGGUCGCAUAAUGCUGUGGAUAUUCUUCGCUGCGCUAAUGGCACUGUACGCGGCAUAUUCAGCCAAUAUCGUGGUGCUUCUGCAGGCUCCGUCCAAGUCCAUCAGAACUCUGGCCCAACUGGCCAACUCCAAGCUAACUAUAGCGGCAAAUGAUGUGGAUUAUAACCACUUUGUUUUCAAGCUGUACCCGGACCCAGUGCGUGUGGCGAUAUCCAAACGACUGGAACCAGAGAAGGGAAGAGGACAGUUCUACGAUAUCAAAGAUGGCGUCGAAAGAAUUCGACAGGGCCUGUUCGCAUUCCACUCGAUAGUAGAACCAGUGUACCGUCAAAUAGAGAAAACCUUUUUAGAGUAUGAGAAAUGUGACCUCGUGGAGGUAGACUACCUCAAUGGAUUCGAGCCACUGGUGCCUGUAAAGAAGGACUCUCCGUACCUGGAGCUUCUGAGGAUAGUAUUUAAGCAAAUCCGUGAAUCCGGCAUCCAAUCAGCCGUAAACCGUCGGAUGCAGAUCCCCAAACCCCACUGCUCUGGGCAAGUAGCGGCGUUCAGCAGCGUGGGUAUACUGGACCUCAAGCCAGUCAUGUUGCUAAUGGUAUACGGAACUCUCUUGUCUGUGGGUAUACUGUUUGUGGAGAUCCUGUUUGGUAGACUGUGAGAUGAAAAGCGACAAACUGAAACAUUUGAAGUCUAAAUAUUUGAUAAAAAAUACAAAAGUACCAUUACUGAAGAUUUAAACUGGUUACUGUAGGAUUAGAUUAAAUUUAGGAUUAUAGUGAUUAACACUAUUAUAGUGUACCUUAAAAUGUCUUCACUAAAUCUGUUGAAAUAAAAACAGAUUUUCGAA
Plodia interpunctella (Indianmeal moth) is the source of this 2773-nucleotide messenger RNA. RefSeq names its product glutamate receptor 1. NCBI's taxonomy places the organism in Eukaryota, Metazoa, Arthropoda, Insecta, Lepidoptera, Pyralidae. The record is from RefSeq and is a predicted model, not a curated record. The coding region runs from base 722 to 2584 and encodes 620 amino acids. Gene Ontology annotation, cellular component: membrane. The transcript is spliced from 12 exons. Gene Ontology annotation, molecular function: ligand-gated monoatomic ion channel activity.